CACACUGGGAGGAGGAGGAGGAGGAGGAGAAGGAGAAGGGGAGGACUGAGUUGUGGUGGCGGGGGAGGACAGGCCUGAAAAAGACACAGGGGGGAGGAGGAGGAGGAGGAGGGAGUGUGUGUAUGAGUGGGGGCGGUGUUUGCUGGUGAGUUUCUCCACCUGUGAGAGAAGCGUGCUUUGGAGGGGUCAGACCGCACUUUCACACACAGACACCACACGCAUGCUCUCACACAUAUAAUACGCACACUGUGUCUGCUGCCCAGCCUGAAGGAUCGACAACAACGCAGGGAGACCAUGUUCUCAUCUUCCUGCAUCUAUUAUUCAUGCCUGUGAGAGAUUGUAAGUCGGGGGUCACACACACAAGAGCAGAAAUCCGGCUGCAGCUGCGCGGCCAAGGGUUCUGGAGCGGAACGGAGCGGAACGGAACCUGGAGAUUGGCAAGAGAACUGGUGUCGGCAGCCGCAGUGGCGGAACAAGGAACAACAGUGGAGACUCGGAGAGACGUAGUAGUAGUAGUAGACAGUGUAAGUAGUAGCUGAGUAGUGCAGCAGAGGAGUAGAGUUGAGUAGACGUGAGCUGAGUGGAGUCACGCUGUUACAAUAGUAGUAGACAGUGUAAGUAGUAGUAGCUGAAUAGUGCAGCAGAUGAGUAGAGUUGAGUAGACACGAGUCGAGUGGAGACACGCUUAUAAUCACCAGAGCACUUAAAAGAACAGCGACCAUAACAGCUGAGCACAGCACUCAACAACAGUAGAGGAGCAGUAGAGUAGAUAAGAGAGGGACAGAAGAGAAGAACAGCAGCGGAGCAGAAGCAGCAGAGUUGACAGAGGGCCACUGACAGGACGGAGGAGAGGAGAGGAGAGGAGAGGAGACGUCCAGCACUGGAGUUACAGAAGAGGCGGCAAGACCGAGAGGAGGAGAGAAGAGACGACAAAGACCUCUGAAGUAGUGAAGCAGUAGGAGGCAGCUCAGCUGUCAAAGCCACAGCAAGCCAGAGAGGAGAGGAGAGGAGCACACCGUGGAAAGAGGUGGAGCAGUGGAGGGGAGGACGCGGAGGAGGAGAAGACAAGCAGCGGAGUUAAACAGCAGAGCAGCAGCAGGAGUAGCCCCAAAGCGGGAGCAGAGCAGAGCAGAGGCACAGAGGGGAGCAGACAAGUAGCAAGUGGUGGAUCGGGAAAAAGGCAAGCAAGCAGCAGGUUGAGAAGAGAAGAGAAGAGCACAAGCAUUGGAAUAACAGGACAGGGCAGAGGGAGAGCAGACUACAAGCGGUGGAGCACACGGUGGAGCAGCAAGCAGCAACAGCAGGGGCAGCAGGGUGAGCCGAGCAGGCAGCAAGCAGUCGUGGAUCUGGUUAAAGGAGCAACGGGUUGAGCGGAGCAGGCAACAAGUUGUAGUGGAUCUGGUUAAAGGAGAGAGGAGCAGGCCACAAGUGGAGGUGGAUCUGGGAAGACAGCAACGGAUUGAGAGGAGCAGAAAGCAAGCAGUGGUGGAGCAGCAGCAGCAGCAGCCUAUGCAGCAAGGUGUGAGGAGCAGACAACAAGCAGUGGUGGAGCAGCAGCAGCAGCAGCCUAUGCAGCAAGGUGUGAGGAGCAGACAACAAGCAGUGGUGGAGCAGCAGCAGCAGGAGCCCAGGCAGCAGGGCGAGGGCAGAGGAGGAGGGAAGAUGAAAGCCCUGCAGAAGAACCAGAACCAGGGCCGCACGGACCAGAUCCUGGGGGCCAUGGCUGACAUGCUGACCUCCCUGGCCCUGCCCAAACAGCAGUGGUCAGGGGAUGGCAGUGAGGCAGCAGAGGGCCAGGUGGUGGAGGGGGAUGAGUCCAGGCCUGGUCCUGAGCCUGCUCCAUCAACAUCAUCAUCACCAUCAUCAUCAUCUCAGGCCCCCAGGGAGAGAGCUGUGGAGAGGCCACUGGGAGCGGGACAGAACCAGACCCAGACGCAGGCCCAGACGCAGGCCCAGGGCCAAGGCUGCCAACGUAAGGCAUCCCAGGACAGCAGCAGCUCGGACAAGGGGCAGCAGCAGCAGCAGCAGCCGAGAGAAGACUCGUACUCGGCGGCGGGCAGUGAAGGCAGCAUCUCCACCUCGGUGGCGUCCUUGCCCCCUGGAGGCGGAGGCGGGGCCACUAACGCCUGUUCUGUAGCCUCCGCGCCCCCCUCCCCCGGCGGCUCCCGACGCUCCGUCAGCACGCUGAAGAAGUGGCUCACCAACCCCGUACGCAAGCUCAGCGCUGGGGCCGCCACCGCCGCCACCGCUAGCAGCGGGAGUAACGGAGGAGGAGUAGGAGGAGGUGGAGGAGGAGGAGGAGGAGGUGCAGGAGGUCUGGGUCUGGGUGCUAAGGGGGGUUCAGCAGAGCGGCAGGUCCGCCGGGCAGAUGGAAGUGGUGCUGCCAGGCCCCCAGUGCCCCCCUCUUUCCAGCAGCAUCAGCAGCAUCAGCCACAGCAGCAGCCGUCGCCCCUGGUGGUGGGAGGACUGUACUGCAGGCCGGGGGGCGAGCAGGAGGGCUACGCCAGGGCCAACGCCGAGGAGCCGUUCAACACCAUACUGGGGGACAGAGACAGAGAGCUGGAGUGGAGGGACAGCUUGGCGGGGCCUGAAGAUUGUAUGCCGGGCGUCCUGCAGUCCCACAGCUACCAGUCAGACUCCCUGCACGGCUCCCUGACCAUGGGCCUCACACAGGUCACCCAAUCCAGCGUCCUGCAGACCGAGGACACCGCCUCCAUCCUGAUGGACGACACCUCCAGCCAAUCAUCAGCCACCGUGGACAGCGAGGAGGAGAGGAGGAGUGCCUUAGAGAAGAGCAUGUAUGUGCUGAAGGAGCUGAUUGAAACAGAGAAUAUGUACGUAGACGACUUGGGCCUCAUUGUGGAUGGCUACAUGGCAAGUAUGGCAGCUAAGGGUGUGCCUGAGGACAUGAAGGGGAAAGACAAGAUCGUCUUCGGGAACAUCCACCAAAUCUACGACUGGCACAAAGAUUAUUUCCUGGCUGAGCUGGAGAAGUGUGUGGGGGAGCCGGAGCGGUUGGCUACCCUCUUCAUCAAGCACGAGAGACGGCUCCACAUGUAUGUGGUGUAUUGCCAGAAUAAGCCCAAAUCCGAGCACAUCGUGUCGGAGUACAUCGAGACCUACUUUGAGGAGUUGAAGCAGCAGUUAGGCCACAGGCUCCAGUUGAACGACCUGCUCAUCAAACCAGUACAGCGCAUCAUGAAGUAUCAACUACUACUGAAGGACUUCCUAAAGUACUACACCAAGGCAGGCAUUGACACCGAGGAGCUGGAGAAAGCGGUGGAGGUGAUGAGUGUGGUGCCAAAGCGUUGCAAUGACAUGAUGAAUGUGGGCCGACUGCAGGGCUUUGAGGGCAAGAUCACGGCCCAGGGUAAGCUCCUCCAGCAGGACACCUUUAGCGUGACAGAGCAGGACGCCAGCUUCCUGUCCCGCGCCAAGGAGAGGCGGGUCUUCCUGUUUGAACAGCUUGUCAUCUUCAGCGAGCCAAUCGACAGGAAGAAGGGCUUCUCCAUUCCAGGAUAUAUCUUCAAAAACAGCAUUAAGAUCAGCUGUCUGGGCGUGGAGGGGUGUGUGGAGGGGGACCCGUGCCGGUUCGCCCUGACGUCUCGCGGUGCGGACGGGAACUCGGUGCGCUUCGUGCUGCAGUCCGUCUCCCCGGAGACCAGCCAGACCUGGGUGGCGGACGUGGGCCAGAUCCUGGAGAGCCAACGCAACUUCCUCAAUGCUCUUCAGUCUCCAAUCGAGUACCAGCGUCGUGAGUCCAAGUCCAACAGUUUGGGUCGCAGCAUGCGGCCGCCAGUCUCCGCCUCCUCAGCUGGGCUCCGCCCCCACUCCUCGGCUUCCAUCGACCGCCAUCGCCUGCCCUGCCUGCGCUCCCACAAUGCAUCACUCCCCUCCCUAUACCUGUCCAGCCAGGCGGCGGCCGGCGCAGACACACACACGCAGCAGGAGUCGUGUGUGGACAGUGGGCUGGGCCAGGCGGUGUCCCCUACCCAUGUGCAGCUGGGCUUUGGGGAGCAGGGCUCCGGUAGUCCCCACGCCACCCUGCACCACCACCACCACUCAGCAGCAGCAGCAGCCGUCUCCAACGGCCUAGGACCCACAUCCUCCAAUACACAGAGGGGUGGUGACAGCUACCACAGGGUAGUGGGUGAUGGCGUGGGCGUGGGCGCGCCCCCUGGCCCCUCCUCCUUCCCCCGACGCGCCAGCAACCUGGCCCAGCUGGACGAGGACGAGCUCUGAACGCUGACCUCCGACGACCUUUUGACCUUCGUCGCAUCGUGGCUAACCAUCGACUACCGUGCUGUACAACGAGGAUGACCUUUGAACUCCUGCAUCAUGACCUUUAACAUCAUCAUGCUGGACGAGGGCGCCCUCUGAAGGUCAAACUGCAGAUUACAGCCCUCCUCCUCCACUACCGAGUCCCGACGCUACCAACUUGCUUGACUUUUUUCCAGCAUCACUAUUAAACCUUUACCAUCAUCAGUGCCACCAGACAACAACUAGAGGAGUGUUGCGAUUGACUCUUUCAGUGCUGAAUUAACACAGCAAAAUGUACUUUGGAAACACGACCAUCAUCAUCAUCCUCAUUAUCAUCACAAUCAUCAUCAUCAUUGUCAUCUUCCUCUUGGUCUUCAUCAGCGUUCUCGUCGUCUUGUCAUGAUUUAUCCUUCUCUUAUAGUGCUUUGGGAUUCCUACUUUGUAAUCACUGACAGUCUUGUGGGCAUGACCAAGAGACAAUGUUUUUUUUUUCUUCUUUUUUUGCAUAUUUUGACUUUUUUUUUCUUUGCCUGAAAUCUCCUACCUAAAUGUUGUUGUUUUUUUGUGUCAAAUCUGACCGUAGAGUACAGUAAAAUAACUUAAAAACAUAACCAUUCCUUUAUUGGGAGGUCACUGGAGCUGAGAAGAAUUAAAAAAAAAAAAAAAGACAAACACUUCAAUGUGUGAACGAACGUUAAAGGAUGGAGCUGAACACACGCUUUAUGUAUAUGUAUGGAUGUAUGUAUGCACUCUCUCUGGGUGAGCACAGCAUACGUUUGUGAAUGUCUGUGUGUGAGGUGAGCGAGCAUGGGCAAGACUACAGCACAGACACACCAACCAACGACAAAUGGCUCUCUCUGUUGUGGACGUACCCAGGGCCGCUGACAGCUUUGGUUGGACCCAGGACAAAGUCAUCUGAAAGGGCCCCCCCCACCCAAUACAUUCAUUGCAAUGAGGACUCAAUUAUGGGCCCCACCAUAUCCCUGGGCCCGGGACAACUGACCCCUUUGUCCCCCCUUGUCGUCUUCCCUGGACGUACGUACGGUGUUAUCUGACCAGUGAUCCGUGCAUUAUGACGACACUCAGAGGAGAUGUGAGCGGAGGUGUAUUUUGUCACCAGGCAUGGCAGGCAGCCGCUUGGGGCCCCCUGGAUGGUGAAUAACAGCUCACACUUAACUAUAGUAAUGGCGAAUUUCAUUCACAUGUUCACUCCUUUGACAUUUCACUUGGGGCCCCAGCUGAACUUAGAGUCGCCUCUGGACGUGAGGAGUGCCCCUCCCAUUCCUAAGGGUUGCGGUCGGAAGUGCUCUGACUGUCAUGCCAAUGAGCUCGUACUGUAGGUGCAACGGUGUGUGGCUCGGCUCCGUUUGAUAAUUGUGUUUGCAGCUUUGGCAUGGGCAGCUCUCCUCUCCUCUUCGCUACACGAGGUGGCGCCACAUCCUGUAGGUCAAGAGUCUGGAGCAGUCGGAUCUUGUUCUGCUGCUGGACUUGCUAUUGGCCACUUUUUAACACAAAAUUCGUCACCACCUGUCCCGGCUUUUUACAAAGAAGUAAACUUAAGAAGGAAGAGGAAAAACAACAAAAGUUUGCUGUGUGAGGCAGAAGACCAGAUGUCUAACCUUGUGUGAUGAAUAUUGUUGUUUUCUUCCAUUUGGAGUGGAAAUGGACAGGUGAUGAUAAAUUGAAAAUGUACAUAAUGUAAAUGGAUUGAUUAAUUGAUUGUCUGUGCUGGGGCAGACAGAAGUGAGUGCACACACACACACACACACACACACACACACACACACGAGACACACACACACACACACACACACGAGACACCCUAUUGGCCGCUGGUGGGCUGGAGUGGGGUGGAUUGCUAAACUGAGAUGAUGGCCAGGGCUGACGAUAGCUUUGAUUGGGCUCGGGACAAAAUCAUCUGAAAGUUCCGCACCUGUUUUUUUGUAAGAUUUUUUUGGGGUGUUUUUUUUUAAACUUUAUUUGAUAGGACAGUGUGAGAGUUGGACAGGAAGCGAAUUGGGAGAGAGACAGGGAGGGGUCGGCAAAGGACCCGGGCCGGGAAUCGAACCCAGGUCAGUCGCAUGGCAGGCAAGUGCCCUACCGGUUGGCCACGGCAGGGCCAAGUUCCGCACCUCUUAAUGGAUACAGUGUAAUGAGGACCUGAUUCUGGGCCCGAGACAACUGCCCUGUUUGUCCUCUUCUGUCGGCGGGCCACUGUGAGGACUAUGAGACAGUGAUAUCAGAGAUCUCUCCAUCUUUGGAAAGAGAAAUACAAGUUAAAAGAGAAAAUGGCUAUGGAUGGGGUGGAUAAAAGAAGAGAGAUGUGCAGAAAGAGAAGAGAACUGAGAAAAAGAGACAACACAGAGUGAGAGUGAGAGAGAAAAAGUGAGAGAAGCAGAGAUACAUGAAAUCACAGAGAGAGGGAAGAAAGGAGAAGAGAGGGGACAGAGCGAAAGAACAGAGUAGAAAGGAAAAUCAGGGAAGAAGAGAGGAGAGCAAAGGAAAAGGAGAGCACCGCAGAACGGAGGAUAUAGAGAGCCGAGGCAGUACAGGCCACUAGCAGGCAGGGGGCAGUGUGUGAGCACAGGGCAGGGGAGGAGAGGAGAGCCGAGGGGAGCGGAGCGUGAUGCUGGCACUCGGUGUGAGACGGGCGGAGGACGGGAGGGCUCCGUGCCAUGGACUCUAAAGAAUGUUGAAGGUUUGCCCGCUGUGUGCCAACCCCCUGCACUCUCUUCUCUUCCUUCUCUCUCUCUCUCUCUCUCUCUCUCUUGCUGUCUUGCCACUUCUUCACUGAUUUCCUAUAUGUAUACGCACAGACAUAAACACAUGCGUGCAUGGAAUUCACUCUCACACACACACACACACACACACACACACACACACACACACACACACACACACACACACACACACACACACACAGACACACACACGCACUUACUUUUCUGCAACCUCUCUCUCAUUCCCUCGCUCUCUCGUUUUCUCUCCCUCGCCCUCUCCCUUCCCACCCCCCUUCCACCUCUCUUUCUCUGUCUGUGUCUGUCUCCUCUCUUUCCCUCCCCCUCCCACCCCUCCCUCUUUCUCUCCCUCACCCUCUCUCUCUCUCUCUCUCUCUCUCUCUCUCUCUCUCUCGCUCUACUGCUCAGACACGUCUCUAAGGACUCCCUCCAUCUCGGAAACAGCAUAGAAGGGUGGUAUGAACACAUCUUUUAAUUUCAGGACAACUCCCCCAAAUCAUCAUUAGACUAAGUGCCAAAUAUGCUGGUGCCAGACUCUUUUUAGGUUGAAGUCUUCAGAACUAGGAGAGGAAAUUUCAAAGUGUCCCAAAUUUAAUCAGUUUCUUUACUAAUGUUUUUGAUACUUUUUUGUCAGUGCAUCUUAACUGUCAAUUUUUUUUUGGCCAAUUCGAAUGACAGAGUUUAAAGCCAUGAAGUGUGUAGAUUAAUGUCCUUUUUUUGUACAGAAAAUGUGCUAUUGUUCUUGGUCUGGAAGAUUUGACCAUUUUUUUAAUGUGGUCACAAUAUCUUUUGUCUCUUUUUUGGUUUGGUGUUUUUUUUAUUUUUCUAAUUAAGUCGUACCCGCCGGUAUAUGAUUUUAAAAAAGGGGCCGUCUCGCAAGAUGACCCUGCUUGACAAAAUCAUUCAGUUGCUCUUUCACAAACUCAAAUAUUGAUGAAAUCUGGCUAUCAGUUGUUUUAUUUGAAUAUGUUUUAGUUAAGAUGCAGGGAAUGAAUGAAGCACAAAUGCCAGUGCCACAGAGAUCGCAGUCUUAGACCAGAUAUUAUACUGAGACUGUCCAGCAGGAGACACUAAAGGGCUACAGCUUCUCUGUCCUGUUGAGAGACCGCACACAUCUGUAAUAAACAGUUGUGCUUUUUGCCCAUCUGAUUUUUUUUCUAAUAUAAAGCUUUACUUUAACAGGCCAGAUAAUUAAAAAAGGCAUGUCUUGGGGAAAAUAAAAACAAAACUGUAACAAAUAUUCAGGAAUGGCUUCAUUGCUUGUUCAGUCGCAGUCGAGAUUUACAUGACAACCAGUUCUUAACGGAAGCAAAAAGAGUUGGUAAAAUGGUAUGGCCUGUUGAUAUGGUCGAUAUGCAAGCAUUUUACGUGUCUCAUCACUGAGGUGGGAAUCAAAUCUGGCAAGUUGUGCAUGUUAUAUUGAAAAGUACCCCACAGAUAUACGAGAUGAAUGGAUUAUAAAAUAGGAGAAAUAAUGAUGGAUGUCUAUGUGACAGAAAUUCAUUGUUGUACUAUAUCAAAUAAAAGGUGUCUUUUUGAAAUACAA
Messenger RNA from Engraulis encrasicolus (European anchovy), 8544 nucleotides. RefSeq names its product Rho guanine nucleotide exchange factor (GEF) 25a (gene arhgef25a). Gene Ontology annotation, cellular component: extrinsic component of membrane; cytoplasm; plasma membrane. NCBI's taxonomy places the organism in Eukaryota, Metazoa, Chordata, Actinopteri, Clupeiformes, Engraulidae. The coding region runs from base 1510 to 4242 and encodes 910 amino acids. Gene Ontology annotation, molecular function: guanyl-nucleotide exchange factor activity. The transcript is spliced from 17 exons. Gene Ontology annotation, biological process: axon guidance. The record is from RefSeq and is a predicted model, not a curated record.